UUCCAACAUCUGUAGGCCACCCCCUUCAUUCUCUUCUGCACCUUUUCUCAGUCUCACUUGGCGUCUCUCUCUCUCUCUCUCUCCCUCACACAAGUCUCUCUCUUGUGGUGUCACAACGUUUCUUCUCUCUCAUUUGCCUCUCUCUCAUUCAUCUCUCUCUUUGAAACCCUGACCAUCAAAGAAAAAAACGUGUUCACUCUCUCUCUCUCUCUAGCCAAGACUGUUUUUGUUUCUUGGAUCAGAUCUCUAGCCAAGACUUCAACACGACCUUUUGGAAGUGAAAGCCAUGGGCUGCAGUAUCUCCCUACCAAAUCCACUUGACAACCACCACCACAAAGCUACUAGUACUACUACCACCAUCACCACCGCCACCGCCACCGCCACCACCGCAAACAAUGACGACUACCAAGUUGGAGAUUCUGCACUCACUAACAUGAUUGGUCGAGAUCUUACUUUCAUGAAAGAGGCCAUGGUAGAGGUUCAGAAGUAUGUAGAUCAUAUGAAUGUGCAAAUCAACCAGGCCUGUGAGAAAUUUGAGCUCAAAACAAGAGGAGGGAGUGAUACACAAGAACUUGGCGAAUUGAAAAAGGCCGUAAAGAAGUUGAAAUCCCAGAUUCCCUUAAAGCUUAUUAAAGUCCAAUACGAUGAUUAUUCCAAACCACGUCGGAAUCCAUGGUUUGAUGGAUCCAUUAACAGUAGCACCAGCAACUACCAAGUCGAUGAAAACAAGGCCGGUGAUUUGUACAGCUUGUACAAGGACCCAAAGUUUGAUCACACCUCUGCAUUUCAACAUGUCGAUGUAUCUUUCCAUCGCCUCCCCGUGAAACUACAAUAUUGUUUGGAAUUUUUCUUGAUGUUCCCAGCAAUGGUUACUAUAAAGAAAAGGCUUAUGAUUUACUGGUGGAUUGGAGAGGGACUUGUACCCACAAUCUCAAUCGACCGAAAGACAGAAGAAGAAAUUGCGGUGACGAAGACAGCAGAGGAUUGUGGCAACGAGUUGUUGGAUGAGCUUACUGCAAAGGGCUUCAUCGAGCCUAUCUACAAAAAUUCUGUCUUGGUUGUGGAUAGCUACAGGAUGCGCCCUUUCAUUCAUUCGACUUUAAAGAAGUUUUACUUUAGACCAGUGUGGACUAUGGAUUCGGAUACUCGAUUUGUUACUGAAUAUGCUCGGUAUGAGCAUCCAUGCUUCCUCAAUGUUGGUGAGGCUAUUAUUAAUGACAGGUUUGAACGGUUUUCGGAGUUCACCCAUUUCAAAAUUGUUUACUUGGGAAGGUGGCAGAACUCAGUCACGCAUCACAUUGAAGUCGCAGACAUCAAAAUUCUCAAUGCAUUGAAGAAUAUGAAACAGUUGCAGUUUCUUAGCCUUCGAGGAAUUUCUUUAAUUACAGAGCUUCCCCAAUUCAUUUCAGAAAUGACUACUCUCAAGGUCCUAGAUCUUAGAUCCUGUCACAAUCUUGAGGUGGUUCCAGAUUGGAUUGGUUUACUUAAGAGUUUGACACACUUGGACAUAUCAAAGUGUUACUUUUUAGAUCACAUGCCUAAGGGACUUGGUUCGCUAUUAGAACUCCAAGUACUUAAGGGAUUUAUAAUUGGAGAUUCCGAUGACAAACACUCAUGUACUAUCGAUGAUUUGACAAAAUUGUCAAAGUUGAGAAAAUUGAGCCUACACACCAAUAUGAAAGAAUUCCCAACAAGUAAGCAGCUCCGUCAUUUACAAAGAUUAAAAACUUUGCAGAAGUUAAAAAUAUCCUGGCUAGGAUGCAUAUUACAAGGCAAAAGAGACGACACAUCUAAGCAAGCACAACCACAACCACAGCCACAACCACGUGCCAAUCUAACAAGAGCACUAACAGGAUCGUUCACCGAGCAGCAUGAUUUGGAACUUCCUAUCCAGACGGAACUUCCUUCCUCAUUGCAAAAACUAGAGCUUGAGUGUUUCCCUGAAAUGGUUACACCCAAUUGGUUGUUGUCUGGCAAUCUGAAGAACUUGAAGAAACUCCACAUUAGAGGAGGACAAUUGUGUCAUCUAGACCAAAUAGCAACUACCACAAUUGAGAUGUUGCAAUUGAAGUACUUGAGUGACUUCCAGAUGCCUUGGAUGGACCUUAGGAGAUUAUUUCCCAAUUUGAUCUACUUCGAGAAAGUAGAAUGUCCCGCUCUCAUUUCUUUCCCGUGUGAUGAGAAUGGUGUUUGGAUGAACAGAGCAAACACACAAAAUCAAGAAAUGGCAUCAUGAGUUUGUGGUAAGUUCUACCAUUUCACUAUAUGACAAAUUGAUGUCUUUAGAGGUAGUAGUAAUUGCCUUCACUCAUGAAAGACUAGCUACUAAUUCAUUUGUUGAAUCAAAUGUAUGUCAUGGCUUCAAGGUCAUUCAUCAAGGCUUCUUUACGAAUUUUCAAGAAAGUUUUAUUUGGUAUUAAAAAUAUAUAUAUAGCGUUUCUUGUAUGCUA
Molecule: messenger RNA, 2450 nt
Organism: Camellia sinensis
Lineage: Eukaryota; Viridiplantae; Streptophyta; Magnoliopsida; Ericales; Theaceae
Source: RefSeq, a predicted model, not a curated record